Messenger RNA from Dendronephthya gigantea, 1081 nucleotides. Its product is annotated as serine/threonine-protein kinase/endoribonuclease IRE1-like. The coding region runs from base 26 to 1081 and encodes 351 amino acids. Gene Ontology annotation, biological process: intrinsic apoptotic signaling pathway in response to endoplasmic reticulum stress; IRE1-mediated unfolded protein response; protein phosphorylation. Gene Ontology annotation, cellular component: IRE1-TRAF2-ASK1 complex. Lineage: Eukaryota; Metazoa; Cnidaria; Anthozoa; Malacalcyonacea; Nephtheidae. The record is from RefSeq and is a predicted model, not a curated record. Gene Ontology annotation, molecular function: RNA endonuclease activity; ATP binding; protein serine/threonine kinase activity. The transcript has 2 exons.
UAGUCUUGGCAUUCACAUCUUGAAGAUGGCUGUGGUAAAGAAUUCGGUUAUUUUGGUCAAUCGCCUUUUAGACCAGGGCAUAGAUGUAUGGAGAGCUGGGACAUUUCUCGUUGAAGGAAGGCAAAUGAGUCUUCUUCAAUGGAGUAUUCAUCUUGGUCAUGAUGAAAUUGCAACUAUCCUAAAAAGGUCCAUAAAACAUCGUAAGAAAAUUCAGAUGUUGAAAACAAUUAAUUGCAGCCAGUUAAAGGCUGAAAUACCGAUGCAGGCUGUUAUCGCAAGCACACAAUUCAAGAUUGGCGAUGGUGGAUUCUCGUGUGUCUAUGUUGGUAUCCUGAAGGAUGGAAGUGAAGUUGCUGUUAAGAGAAUUUUAGUCCAAAGUGAGGAUAAAACAGCCGAAAACGAGAAGGAAAUUAUGAGUCUUUUUAAAACGAACGACUCUUCAUUUACUGUAAGCUAUCGGCACUUUUACCGUGAUGAUACCUUCAUGUAUCUCAUUAUUGAUCUUUGCGAAGAAACUUUGAGAGAACUUGUUCAUGAAUGCAGUAUUGGACAUCUACAAGAGCAUGGUCCACAAAUGAUCCGCGAAAUUCUAUCAGGACUAGAAUUUCUUCAUAGUAAAGGAAUAUUGCACAGAGAUCUAAAACCAUCAAACGUCCUGGUUGAUGUCGAAGGUCGCAUGAAAUUGGCCGACUUUGGAAUAAGCCGCGUUCUAAAGGACGGUAAAUCCACACUUAAAACGUAUGCCAAAGGAACUCCGGGCUGGAUGCCGCCGGAAGUAAUUGAAGCCAUAGAUAGAAACGAAGAAGGUGCUUUCAAAAGAAAAUCUGACGUCUUUGUUGUGGGUAUGAUUGCUUUUUUCAUCUUAACCAAAGGUGAACACCCUUUCGGUUCUUCGUUAGAUCGAAUGGGAAAUAUUAUGAAAGGAGACGUUGUAAAUGCCAAGAAACUUACUGAUCCUAAUGCUCGAAAGUUUGUGUCGUGGUUGAUCAAUCACAGGAUUGAUGAUAGACCUUAUGCACACGACGCGCUGAGGGAUCCUUUCUCGCUAACAGAGACUGAUAAAAAUCGAAGAAGUGCAUGA